Messenger RNA from Penicillium longicatenatum, 2841 nucleotides. Its product is annotated as AP-2 complex subunit alpha. Gene Ontology annotation, biological process: clathrin-dependent endocytosis; intracellular protein transport. Gene Ontology annotation, molecular function: clathrin-cargo adaptor activity. The record is from RefSeq and is a predicted model, not a curated record. Gene Ontology annotation, cellular component: membrane coat; AP-2 adaptor complex. Lineage: Eukaryota; Fungi; Ascomycota; Eurotiomycetes; Eurotiales; Aspergillaceae. Bases 1 to 2841 code for a protein of 946 amino acids. The transcript is spliced from 4 exons.
AUGUCGUCGAUGAAAGGACUGGUGCAGUUCAUUGCGGACUUGCGCAAUGCGCGGGCGCGAGAAUUGGAGGAGAAGCGCGUGAACAAAGAGCUGGCCAACAUUCGACAGAAGUUCAAGUCAGGCAAUCUCAACGGCUACCAGAAGAAGAAAUAUGUGUGCAAGCUUCUCUAUGUCUACAUCCAGGGCUACGAUGUCGACUUUGGUCAUCUUGAAGCCGUCAACCUCAUCUCCUCGACUAAAUACUCCGAGAAGCAGAUCGGAUAUCUCGCCGUCACCCUAUUCCUGCAUGAGGAGCAUGAGCUGCUCCACCUGGUUGUCAAUAGUAUUCGGAAGGACUUGAUGGAUAAUAGUGAGCUAAAUAUCUGUUUGGCGUUACAUGCAGUGGCCAAUGUUGGUGGCCGAGAGCUGGGAGAGGCUUUGGGCAAUGAGGUCCACCGGCUCUUGAUUUCCCCAACCUCGAAAGCUUUUGUCAAGAAGAAGGCUGCGCUCACACUACUUCGUCUUUAUCGGAAAUACCCUGGUAUCGUUCGGAACGAAUGGGCCGAGAGAAUUAUCUCAAUCAUGGAUGACCCGGACAUGGGUGUCACCUUGUCUGUCACCUCGCUGGUGAUGGCGUUGGCCCAAGAUAUGCCAGAAGAAUACAAGGGCAGUUAUGUUAAAGCUGCGCAGCGUUUGAAGCGGAUCGUGGUUGACAACGACAUUGCGCCGGACUAUCUCUACUACCGUGUGCCAUGUCCGUGGAUCCAAGUCAAGCUUCUGCGUCUGUUGCAAUAUUAUCCUCCGUCAGAUGAUAGCCACGUCCGUGAAAUUAUCCGGGACUCUCUUCGACAGAUCAUGCAGGCUGCGAUGGAAACCCCCAAGAACGUUCAGCAAAACAACGCCCAAAACGCAAUUCUAUUCGAAGCCAUUAAUCUCCUAAUUCACCUCGAUUCCGAACACACUUUGAUGAUGCAAAUUUCUUCGCGUCUGGGCAAAUACAUUCAAUCGCGUGAAACCAACGUUCGUUAUCUUGGCUUGGAUGCAUUGACACACUUUGCUGCGCGGGCAGAAACCCUCGAUCCAAUCAAGAAGCACCAGAACAUCAUCCUGGGUUCCCUACGAGACCGAGAUAUCAGUGUCCGUCGCAAGGGUUUGGAUCUGUUGUACAGCAUGUGCGAUACGACUAACGCUGGUCCCAUUGUAAAUGAGCUUCUCCGUUACCUUCAGACGGCUGAUUACGCUAUUCGGGAGGAGAUGGUCUUGAAGGUUGCCAUCCUCACCGAGAAAUAUGCAACAGACGCCCAGUGGUAUAUUGAUAUGACCUUGAAACUAUUGUCACUUGCCGGUGACCACGUCAACGACGAAGUUUGGCAGCGAGUCAUUCAGAUUGUGACCAACAAUGAAGAAUUGCAGGCAUAUGCCGCCCAUACUCUCUUCGGCUAUAUGAAGACUGACUGUCACGAGAGCUUGGUUAAAAUUGGCUGUUAUGUUCUCGGCGAGUUUGGUCACCUCGUCGCCGAUAAUCCCGGAUCAAGUCCCAUUGAGCAAUUCAUGGCACUGCAAGGAAAGAUGUUCACAGGCUCUGACAACGCAAGAGCUAUGAUUCUUUCGUCCUUUGUGAAGUUUGUCAACCUGUUCCCCGAAAUCAAGCCACAGCUCCUUCAGAUCUUCCGUCUGUACAGCCAUUCCCCUGAUUCUGAAUUACAACAACGAGCAUUCGAGUAUCUCUCUCUGGCAACACUCCCGACUGACGACUUGCUGCGGACUGUGUGCGAUGAAAUGCCACCUUUCUCAGAGCGCACCUCCAUCCUUUUGUCCCGCCUACACCAGAAGACAGCUGGCACCAGCGAGAGAAAGACAUGGGUGGUUGGUGGCAAGGCGGCGAAUGCAGACAAGCAGGAAGUCCUUAUGGCACAAACCACUGGUCUCAAGCGUUCUUUCACCACUAUUGUUCAUGGCACACGAACUGGAGGUGGAGGAUCCAACGGAAGUACUCCAACUAGUGCGACAAGUGCGUCUGGCGACCUGGCAGGAUUGGACUUCAAUAGUGGGCCGCCGGCCCCUCCUCCAAACCUUGCCAGCGCGGCUCACCUGACACCGGAGUGGGACAUUGGCUACAAUAAGCUCUACUUCUCGCACGAAGGUGUUCUAUUCCAGGACGCCCAGAUCCAAGUUGGCUUACGAUCGGAAUACCGUGGCCAUAUGGGUGUUGUUAAGCUCUAUAUUUCCAACAAAUCCUCCUAUCCCAUCGGGUCGUUGACUACCACCAUUGACAACCCGGCCUCUCCAAAUCUCAAGAUCGACAGCAAAAACCUCCCCGAAUCUACCGUUGCGGCAACCGGUCAAACCCAGCAGACAUUCUUCUGUGCGGCCCACGGUCCCUUCUCAGAUGCCCCCACCAUCCGUAUUUCAUACCUGGCUGGUGCACUCCAGGCUUAUACUCUCCAACUGCCUGUUCUAAUGCAUAGAUACAUGGAGCCAUCAUCUCUCUCCGCAGAAGACUUCUUCCAGCGCUGGAGACAAAUCGGUGGCGGGCCCCUGGAGUCGCAGAAGACCUUUGGUCUGAGUGGAAAGAACAAGAUAAUCAACGAAGCCUACACUCGACGGACUGUAGAAGGCUUCGCAUGGAAGAUUCUGGAUGGCGUGGACCCGAACAGCAAUAAUAUUGUGGGCUGCUCAGUGAUCCAGUUUGAAACGGGCAAGAUAGGCUGUCUAUUGCGCCUGGAGCCUAACUAUGAGAAGUCGAUGUACCGUGUUACAAUCCGUGCCACACAAGAAGGAGUUCCGCAAUCACUGGCGAGGCAGAUGGAGCAGAAGCUAAGCCAGGGAUUUAAGGAUGUUGGAGCCGGGUCUUACGACUAG